CCGGCACAUUUGGCGAAUCGCCGUAAUAAGUCGGCCUUCUUGUUUCGGCCCGAACAGAAGAAGGCUUUGAGCCCGACGCUUCUCGCUCUCUCCACUCCCUCUUCUCUUCGCCGUCGCCGCCGCCCGCCGCCCGCCGCCGCCCGCCGUUGUGCUCCGUCCCCAUCUCAGCCAGCUCCACGACAACACCCAAGCGCCGUCGCCCGCUACCCCCCUUCUCCCUCCUCUCUCUCUCUCUCUCUCUCUCUCUCUGGGGUUCGGCCUGGGAGUUGGUGCAGCUAUUGCCGAAGCUUUGAUGGCUUCCGAAGUUGGGUGGUAUAUUCUCGGCGACAAUCAGCAGAACGUUGGCCCUUAUGCCGCCUCCGAGUUGCUCGAGCAUUUGAGAAGCGGGUAUCUGUCUGAGAAUACACUCGUGUGGGCUGAAGGAAGAGCUGAUUGGCAGCCUCUCUCUUCUGUCCCUGAGCUGAUGCAACCCUUGUCGGAUAAUGGGGGUGAUGCCCAAAACCCAGCCGUAUUAAACAGCGAAGACGAGUUUGAGAAAUGGCAAAGGGAAGUUAGAGAGCCCGACGCCAAGGGUUCGAAGAGUGGAUCUCUUUCUGUCGGCGUCGGUGCUGACUUUGCAGAAGACGACGAUGACCGGCCUUCGACACCACCAGAGGGUGAGGAAGAGUUUGUUGAUGAUGAUGGAACUAGGUACAAGUGGGACCGUGGUCUGCGAGCAUGGGUUCCCCAGGAUAACAUCUCAGCGGAUAGUGACCGCUAUGGGUUAGAAGAAAUGACUUUCCUGCAAGAAGAGGAAGUCUUCCCUACUGGAAAUUUAGAUGAACCUACGAAGGAAGAAGUUCAUGCACCGGCUGAUAUAGCUGAAGCAAGGACCGUCAGUGAUUUGGAGGAAGCAAAACCUAAUGCUAAGAGAAAACUGCCCGAGAAUGAAGAAUUGAAGAAGGAACCAAACAAACCGCCCGAUAGUUGGUUUGAAUUGAAGGUUAACACGCAUGUGUAUGUAACUGGGUUGCCUGAGGAUGUCACUAUGGAGGAAGUGGUGGAGGUUUUUUCCAAGUGUGGAAUCUUAAAGGAGGAUCCUGAAACAAAAAAGCCUCGUGUGAAGAUCUAUGUUGACAAAGAAACUGGAAGAAAAAAGGGAGAUGCACUUGUCACUUAUUUGAAGGAGCCCUCAGUUGCCCUAGCCAUCCAAAUAUUGGAUGGAGCACCUUUUCGCCCUGGUGGCAAGGUACCGAUGUCGGUUAGCCAAGCUAAGUUUGAGCAGAAAGGUGAUAAAUUUAUCUCUAAACAAGUCGACAGCAAGAAAAAAAGGAAACUGAGGAAGGUGGAAGAGAAGAUACUUGGCUGGGGUGGGAGGGAUGAUGCAAAGGUUUUAGUUCCAGUUACUGUUGUUCUUCAAUAUAUGUUCACACCUGCUGAAAUGAGGGCUGAUGAAAAUUUGCGCCUGGAACUGGAGGAAGAUGUUCGAGAGGAAUGUGUGAAACUUGGUCCCGUGGAUUCUGUAAAGGUAUGUGAGAAUCAUCCGCAGGGUGUUGUUUUGGUGAAAUUUAAAGAUAGGAAAGAUGCUGAAAAGUGCAUCGAGUUGAUGAAUGGAAGAUGGUUCGGGGGUAGACAGGUACAUGCCAGCGUGGACGAUGGUUCUGUCAAUCAUGCUCAAGUCCGGGAUUUAGACGAGGAUGCAGCGAGGUUGGAGCUGUUUGGGGCUGAACUGGAAGCUGAGUGAGCUCUGCCGAAUGUGUGCGUACAAGUUUUGCUAUUGCGUACCUUCUGAUGUCGGUUCCCCACCGUCUGGAAUCUCGGGUCGCCGGCGAGAUCUCGACUUGUACAGAAGAGAGUGUCUAGAGGGUGCAAGGAGCUACACCUACAUGUGAUGUUAGGGAUAGCCUUUUUAUUUCGACCGGCCCUCCUGAACUUCUGCAACUUCUGUCUAGAGCGUUCUUUUGCCGGAUUCUCGAGUUCAUCUGGGUUCCAUUCUUUGAUGCUCUCUUUCGAAUCUGGGAAUUCUGCAGAUGAAAGCUGAACUGAUUUUUGGGGUCACUCGUAGACCAGGAUCUCAUGGAAAUAACAUUAGCUGCUUAACCCACCGAAUGCUGUUUAUACUUGUUUUUCAUCAAUUUCAUUACUUUCUGUA
Molecule: messenger RNA, 2131 nt
Organism: Syzygium oleosum
Lineage: Eukaryota; Viridiplantae; Streptophyta; Magnoliopsida; Myrtales; Myrtaceae
Product: splicing factor U2AF-associated protein 2
Exons: 13
Coding region: 293-1723 (476 amino acids)
Biological process (GO): mRNA splicing, via spliceosome
Cellular component (GO): U2-type spliceosomal complex; U2 snRNP
Molecular function (GO): RNA binding
Source: RefSeq, a predicted model, not a curated record